UCGUGCACUCACUCGCAUCCAUCCAUCCAUCCAUCCUCGCGCGCGCACCCAGGCAGCUAUCCGAGCUCCUCCUGCGCGCCUCAGAGCGGGUCCGCCGCCACUCACUCCGCAGCCUCGGGAGUUUAUUAUUCGGUGUAAAAAGCGGUUUUUAUGUGUUUCUGAAAAGCAGCCGGUUGUGUUUUGCAGCGGUGAAUGUGGUUUCCUCGCCAGUAAGAGUGAAGUUGUGAGAGAGCGGAAUGUUUAAACCGAACUCUCAUUAGCUUUCGGUGCUAAUUCGGGUGUUUUUUUGACACACCAGUUUUUUUUUUUUAAAUAAGAAGUAAUAUUUAGUUUCUGGUUGCUUUAUGUUGGGAUUUUUGCUCUUGUAUGUUUAGUUGUUUUAAUGAAAGGCCAGUUGAGGAUAUUUGGAGUGAUUGGUGUGUUUAUGCCCGGGCUGCAGCGCGCUGAGGGUCGGCAGUGAGCGGGUUACCUCAGGCAGCAGUGAUGAUGCUCGGCUUGGUGCUGGAGUUCGUGCUCGUGCUCAUGAAGGUCAUGUGGGCGGUCGCGCUCGCGGCGCUGCGCUGGGUCGCGCGCCCCCGUGAGAAGAGCGUCGCGGGCCAGGUGUGCGUGAUCACGGGCGCGGGCGGCCAGCUGGGCCGCCUGUUCGCGCUGGAGUUCGCGCGCCGCCGCGCCGUUCUCGUGCUGUGGGACAUAAACAGCCAGAGCAACGAGGAGACCGCAGAGCUCGUGAGGCAGAUUUACCGGGAACAGGAGACGCACGUGGACAGAGAGGGUGGUGUGGAGGAGGUGCAGCCGUUCAAGCCGCAAGUGUAUACAUACGUGUGUGACGUGGGGAAGCGCGAGAGCGUGUACUCAACGGCAGAGCGUGUGAGACGUGAGGUGGGCGACGUGGACCUGCUGAUCAACAAUGCGGGUGUGGUCUCUGGACAGCACCUCCUGGAGUGUCCAGACGAGCUCAUCGAGAGGACCAUGGUGGUCAACUGCCAUGCUCACUUCUGGACCACCAAGGCUUUUCUUCCCAGGAUGUUGGAGAUGAAUCACGGCCACAUCGUGACGGUCGCCAGCUCGCUGGGCCUCUUCAGCACGGCAGGGGUCGAGGAUUACUGCGCGAGCAAGUUCGGAGCCAUCGGCUUCCACGAGUCACUCAGCCACGAGAUCAAGGCUUCAGAGAAAGACGGCAUCAAGAUGACACUGGUGUGUCCAUAUCUGGUGGACACGGGCAUGUUCAGGGGCUGCAGGAUACGUAAAGAGAUCGAGCCAUUCCUGCCCCCACUGAAGCCCGAGUUCUGUGUGAAGCAGGCGAUGAAGGCUAUCCUGACCGACCAGCCCAUGAUCUGUACACCACGCAUCGUCUACAUGGUCAACUUCAUGAAAAGCAUCUUGCCGUUCGAGGCCAUUGUGUGUAUGUACCGGUUCCUGGGCGCUGACAAGUGCAUGUAUCCGUUCCUGGCUCAAAGGAAAGAGGCCAUGAACAACAACGAGGCAAAAAACGGGAUCUAAACAACCGGCUUCAUGAAACGACGAGAGGAUACAACCACUGAGAGAAAGAGAGACUAAGUUUAGACUGGUGCACUUGCAUUGAGCAGAUGCAAACGUUUACCAUAUUGUUCCUCUGGAACUAAGAGCGCUGUGGGCUACGUUGAGGAUUUCCUCUUUGUGUUUGUCUUUCAUUUAGUUCGUUUAAAAGAAAAGCGAGCUUCUAUAUACUGCGUCAAUAGGUCUGAAAUCAUACGUGAGGUAUUCAGUAAUUAUUUACAUCAUGUAGUCACCAGCAUUAUCUAGCAUCUUUGCGAAAUAUACAGUAUGUUACUGUACGGGCAGUAAGAAACCCCCUUUGUCACUUUGUGUUUUGUAGACAUGCACUGUAAUUACGUAAUUUCUCUACACUGCCAUUAUUGGUGUGAUUAGCCAAAACUGCUGCACCACCUCGAUUCCCGGAGCAACGCUUCAUCUCUUGGAUGCAUGGAUUAAAGUCAGACGCACACAGCUGAGGCCUUUGGGGCAGUCUGAACGUAUUGGCCCUUUAGCGUCCUUCACAAUAGCACAGACUGUAAUUUGUUACUUUGUGGCUGCUGAUGCAAAUCCUCCUGUAUAUAUAUAUAUAUAUAUAUAUAUAUAAAAAAUGUGUGUUAUUUUAUUUUUGUCCUCACAAAAUAUUCAAACAGCAGCAGACUCCUCUUCCAAAGUCAUCCUUCAGUAACAUGACAAUGUAGAGGCUGUGAAAAUACAGUUCAGUCAUUGAAAUGUUUCUAAAGCUGGCUGUUAACGUUCUUAUAGCAAGAAUUAAUGCUAACAGCGAGGGCAUUAAUGUUAUCACCAGCAGUGCUAAUCAGAAAUCAAUAAUGUUAACGUCACUGAUGUCAUUUAUGUUAUGGUCAUUGCUGGAAAUUCAUUCUGAAGCGAGACUUAAACGUGUCAUAAAAUUAACUGUAGGUCAAAUGUCAUUUAUACAGCAAGCUCCAACUUGAUUAUGGAAAACAAAAACAGAACGCAGCUUGAUCUUUUUUUUUUUUUUAAAUCAGUAUAUAUUUUUAAUCACUGAAAAUGCAAAAUAAUCAGAACACGGACUGAAACGAGUGUCUACGUGAUCGUUUCAUCUGUACUGAAUGAAAUGUGUCUAAACAUUGGUUUGUAAAUGUAUUCUACAUCAUAUAUUUCCACUUUAAACAAAUGUGACUCAUAAUUUGAUAAUUGGGCCUCGGAUACUCUGUAUACGAAAAUAAUCAUCGGUGGAUUUGAUGCACGUUCCAGUAGGUGCCGUUUGUUCACAGUGACGAGCCUGAAGUCGCUACCUCUUCAUGUUUGCCGUUUGUUGACAGUAUGACAUUUCUUUGAUGCCUCUUUUUGUAACUUUCAUAAGGAGCUGCACCCCGUGCGGAUCCAAUGUUUAGUGUCUCUGCCUAACUUAAAUUAAUAAACUGAUUUAGAUUGUG
Neoarius graeffei (lesser salmon catfish) is the source of this 2933-nucleotide messenger RNA. It is a transcript of the gene rdh10a, whose product is annotated as retinol dehydrogenase 10a. NCBI's taxonomy places the organism in Eukaryota, Metazoa, Chordata, Actinopteri, Siluriformes, Ariidae. Gene Ontology annotation, molecular function: oxidoreductase activity, acting on the CH-OH group of donors, NAD or NADP as acceptor. Gene Ontology annotation, cellular component: lipid droplet. The record is from RefSeq and is a predicted model, not a curated record. The transcript has 6 exons. Bases 484 to 1500 code for a protein of 338 amino acids.